AGCGCCCGGCCGAGGAUGGGGAUCCUCUUCACCAGGAUAUGGAGGCUCUUCAACCACCAGGCAUCCAGCCCCACCUCAGACCUUCUGUUCCAACUGAUUUCCUAACAUCCACUAUGCUGGCAGCAUCCCACCUGAAACAAAAGUUCCUAGUUAUGUGGGGUCAGAGCACAAAGUGAUCAUUGUGGGCCUGGACAAUGCAGGGAAAACGACCAUUCUGUACCAAUUCUCCAUGAACGAGGUGGUUCACACCUCUCCCACCAUCGGCAGCAACGUGGAGGAGAUCGUGGUGAACAACACACGCUUCCUGAUGUGGGACAUCGGGGGCCAGGAGUCCCUGCGCUCCUCCUGGAACACCUACUACACCAACACCGAGUUUGUGAUAGUUGUGGUGGACAGCACAGACAGAGAGAGAAUUUCUGUGACUAAAGAAGAGCUGUAUAAAAUGUUAGCACACGAGGAUUUGAAGAAAGCAGGAUUGCUGAUCUUUGCUAACAAGCAGGAUGUGAAGGAGUGCAUGACAGUAGCUGAGAUCUCCCAGUUCCUGAAGCUGACUUCAAUUAAGGAUCACCAGUGGCACAUCCAGGCCUGCUGUGCUCUCACUGGAGAGGGGCUGUGCCAAGGACUGGAGUGGAUGAUGUCCCGGCUGAAGAUCAGAUGAUUUUUAAUGACCUCUUUGCACAGACAUUGCUGCAGCAGAGCUGUUCCAGUGGCAGAUUGGUGGGGUGGAUGUAUUUAUGCUGAACUGAUGGCAACUGUAUUUUCUACAUAGCUGCACACACACACACACACACACACACACACACAGGGACAGGAACUGGGAGCAGGCACAAGAGCAAAGGAGCACUUUGGGCUCCACUUUGGUUCGGGUUCCUCAGAGGACGCGUUCAAAGCUGUGACCAACCUUCUUUUCAAGCUGCCCCUCGGAACAGUCCGGCCUUGGGCAUGGGGAGGAUGAAGCGAGAGGAAGGAGCUUUUAAUUUAGAAUUUUAUUAUCCAUUGUAGCCCUCUCUAGUGGAAGUUGUUGGCUUCGUUAUUCCAGUAAAUCAGCGAGCGAGUCACCGGCGUAGGCAUCGACUCUCCAGUAUUCCUAAGGUUACAAAUGCAAAACUCUUUUCCUGUAUGUGUACUGUACAUAUUUGUGUAUAUUUAUACCUCAAUCCUAGGUUAAUUGCAAUCUGCUCAGACCAGUGUAAAGCUGAAUCAGUAUGUUGGCAGUAGUACUAACCUGUGGCACGUCCCCGUGUCACCGGUGCCGUCCCUCUGUGUCCGUACGGCUGUAACGUCAAUCACACCUCGGCUCUCCACAACCUGAUAAACAAACUCUCUCUUCAGCCCAUUGCUUGUUUUUCCACAUGAUUUUUUGAUUAGGGAAGAGGCUGGAAUGGAUUGAGGCACACGGAUUGAGCUUCGCUUUCCAGGGUUGGCAAACAGAACAAAUUUGCCAAAGAGUUUCAAAUGAAACGGAUUUUCCUCUUUUAUUGUGGUCAUCAUUGGAUUGGGUGAUGUUGCAGGUCCUGCCCACUGCUCUCCUUCUCUGCUGUGCUGGUUGAUUCAGGUCUGGCCUUUAGGUACCUUUAGCUGUCAAAAAGGGAAAAGUAUCUUUUUAUUCUUAACCAAAGAAGAGGCACAAAAGUACGUUUGAAAGUGUCACUGGAAUCGUACAAGUCAGGCUCUAAUGAGGCGUUUUUUCAGAGGAAAAACUCUUUGCUGCAUAAAACCUGCAGAUACUAAAAUGUGCAGAUGUAUCAAUAUGCAGUGGAGGGGACUGGAAGGGGACAAAGCAGAUGACACUACUUGAAAAGCUCCAGGUGACCCACAUGGGUUCCAGGGCAGAUCUUGAAAGCAGAGCUCCCUUGCAUGGUCCCCAAGCAGUGUGAGAACACCAGGAUCACUUUUCCCUGCUGUAGCACCUGCUGGGCUGGCUGUCCCAGGCUGAAGGGGGUCAGAAUUCCCACUUUAGAGGAUCCAGGCAGUUGAGAAGGCAGUGGGAUGGUUGGAAAUGUCAGGUUCUUCUGUGGGAGAUGCAUUGGGAGUUCAGCACAAUGAAACAAAACUGUUAAAAAUGUUCUUCCCUUUCUCAGCCCCCGUGUCUGGUAAGGAUGGAAAAGGCAUUUUAAAGCUUGGUUUGAACUUUUUAAGGUGCUUCUCUUUGGUUCUGGGAUAAUCUGGUCAGCUCCUGCCUUCCUGCCCACCUGCCUUCCUGGGAGCACAGGAAUCCUGGGGAAAGGAGGGGAGGCAAUCUCAAAGUCUGUAUUUAACAAAGGCAGGUAAAGAAUUUAACUUUUUAAUCUAUUUUUGGUAUCUCCAACGCUCCCUGGUUGGGGGAUCUGCUGUCUUUGUUAAACAUUAAGGUGUACAUGCAUAUAUCUCUAGUGCAUGCACAUAGAUCUUGGUAUUUAACUGGUGUAUUGCAAAAUGUAUCAAUGUUUGAAGAAUUAACAAUUUAAUGCAAAGACUCUCUCAGUUUCUCUGACAGUAUCUACAAGCAACGAGCUCUGUGCACACUUGCAUAUGAAAUGGAAUUGUACAUUUUCUAGUCUAAAAAAAAAAAAAAA
Messenger RNA from Cyanistes caeruleus (blue tit), 2555 nucleotides. It is a transcript of the gene ARL5A, whose product is annotated as ARF like GTPase 5A. The record is from RefSeq and is a predicted model, not a curated record. Gene Ontology annotation, molecular function: GTP binding; GTPase activity. Lineage: Eukaryota; Metazoa; Chordata; Aves; Passeriformes; Paridae.